AUGGCUGCGACCAUGGACAAAGAUAACAACGACUCUGAACCAGAUCCCUAUGAUACUGAUGAAGGCGAUGAUUAUGUUCCUGAUGAUCAAUCUGAUUCAAGUGAGAAUGAUGAGACUGAGCACGUUACACCAAGAAAAACAAAAAAGCGUAGAAAAAACAUCGCUUUGUGGAAAAGGAAUGAAAAAAAGAGACUCAGAACAGCAGGAAAGAUGUAUGAAGGGCACAAAGGGAAAAUUCGUCCAGAGAGGAACCUUAGACCUUUCGUCCAUACAUGCAGGUAUAGCUGUAGCAAAAUGUCCGAGGCAGAAAGGCAAACCUUUUUUGAUAAAUUUUAUAACAUACCUACAUAUGACCUGCAAACAGCAUUUUUAGCUUCUUGCAUACAAAAAUGCGAAGUUGUUAGACGAAGCCAAAGAGCAGAAUGUAACCAAUACUGCAAUGUCAAUCAGAAGCCACUCGUCAAGUUAUCUUACUACCGUCACAUAUUCAACACAGAAUUUAACCUUCGAUUUCAUAAGCCCCAUAGUGAUACAUGCUCAAAAUGCGACAAGCUGAACAAUAUCAUCAAAAACUCAAAUAAUGAAAACGAGGUGAGUAUUUCCAAAGUGAGCUUAGAGUUGCAUCAGAGGAAAGCUCAAAAAGCAUGUGAAAUGAAAAAGAUGGACGCUGAAAAUAGUAAAGCCUUAGACGAUACCAUCGCAAUUUGCUUUGAUCUUCAACAGACAUUACCAACGCCUUUGCUCACUACUUCAAAAGUUUUCUACCUUCGACAGCUCUGGACGUACAACUUCUGCAUACAUAAUCUGUGUACUGGAGAAGCUCGCAUGUACACGUGGGAUGAAACUGUUUCUGGUAGAGGUUCCCAAGAAAUAGGAUCAUGCUUGCUGCAUUUUUUCAAGUCACUUCCCUCAAAUAUCACAAAAAUAAUAGCCUACAGUGACUCAUGUGGCGGGCAAAAUAAAAAUAAGAAUAUUUGCAAACUGUUUAUGUUUGCAAUAAAGGCCACCCAUAUUAAAGAAAUUCACCACAAAUUCCUGGAGCCAGGUCACACUUAUAUGGAAUGUGACCGAGAUUUCGCACUUAUAGAGAAGAAUAAAAAAAAGAUUCCUCAAGUUUUUAUUCCAAGCCACUGGAGGGAAGUAAUUGCAGCUUCAAACAAAAAAUUUAUGAUUCACAACAUGACCAGAGAAAUGUUUUUCUCUUUUGAAAAACUGAAUCAAAUAGUGAAAGAUCCUAAGAAAGAUGUAGACGGAAAGCCGAUAAAAUUCAAAGAAAUUGCGUAUUUUAAAUAUGAUAAAAGCAAUGAGGCAUUUUCGUUUGAAUUCAAACCAGUCUUAGAUGCUUCAUAUCCAUUCAUAAAAUGUGUUUCUGGGUCGCGUGCCUCUGGGCGACCAUCAUACUCGCUACAAAACUCAUUCACACCACUACACGGUACCUCAGUUCCGAUAAAAACAGAAAAAUGGAAAAAUCUGCAGACCCUUUUGGAUUAUAUACCUCCAGUUUAUCACGCGUUCUAUAAAAACAUGAAACAUGAAGAUUUAAAAAAAAGGACUAACGAAACAAAAAUAUGCCUGUACCAGCCAUGGAAUCUGGUCCUACUUCUCGCGCAGAGCCCGUAUUCAUCGUUGAAGAGGAAGAUGAAGAUGACGAGGAGCUGUUAUCCGACUACGACGAAUGAUUAA
Molecule: messenger RNA, 1683 nt
Organism: Acanthoscelides obtectus
Lineage: Eukaryota; Metazoa; Arthropoda; Insecta; Coleoptera; Chrysomelidae
Source: the annotation of a GenBank genome assembly